Letharia columbiana is the source of this 258-nucleotide messenger RNA. RefSeq lists its product as uncharacterized. Lineage: Eukaryota; Fungi; Ascomycota; Lecanoromycetes; Lecanorales; Parmeliaceae. Bases 1 to 258 code for a protein of 85 amino acids. The transcript is spliced from 2 exons. The record is from RefSeq and is a predicted model, not a curated record.
AUGUUUGGCUCUUUGACAAAGGGUAUCGCAAAUAGGGCGAUUGACUGGUGGGUUGGGUACACGCUUGAGAUAUCAUUUGGGAAUACUCUGUUCAUCAGCACAUCUAAGGAAAUUGUGGAAAAAGGAACUCCCAAGGAGAAGAAAUCCAUUCACUACGAUUUCCUUGCGCAGCGGACUUUGGCGGACGCCAUCGUCCUCACGCUCUUCGGACCGGAUCUCGAGCGUGAAGAGUAUCGGUUUGCGGUGUAUACUCAGUAA